AUGGCAAAAUAUGACAAAAGUAAACUUGUGGAGAGUUCAAGAAAGGUGGAAGAGGAUGACUUUGAUGAUUUUACAACAAACCAAAAAUGGGUAAUGUCUCCAAAAACUCAUGACACUGAUGUGACACUGUUGUUAAACAAGUUGCUGAGAGAAUAUGACAAAAAGCUGCGGCCUGAUAUUGGAAUGAAACCCACAGUCAUUGAUGUUGACAUCUAUGUUAAUAGCAUUGGCCCCGUGUCAUCAAUAAAUAUGGAAUACCAAAUUGAUAUUUUUUUUGCUCAGACAUGGACUGACAGCCGUCUUCGUUUCAACAGCACUAUGAAAAAAAGUCUCACUCUCAACAGCAAUAUGGUUGGGUUAAUUUGGAUCCCAGAUACUAUUUUUAGGAAUUCUAAAACUGCAGAAGCUCACUGGAUUACUACACCCAAUCAGCUCCUAAGAAUAUGGAAUGAUGGGAAAAUCUUGUAUACUUUAAGGCUCACCAUCAAUGCUGAAUGCCAGCUGCAGCUACAUAAUUUUCCCAUGGAUAAACAUUCAUGCCCGUUGAUAUUCUCCAGCUAUGGCUAUCCACAAGAGGAAAUGGUUUACAGAUGGAGAAAAAACUCAGUAGAAGCUGCAGAUCAGAAAUCUUGGAGACUGUAUCAGUUUGACUUCAUGGGACUCAGAAAUACUUCUGACAUUGUGCAAACAUCAGCAGGUGAUUAUAUAGUCAUGACUAUAUACUUCGAGUUAAGUAGAAGAAUGGGAUACUUCACUAUUCAAACAUACAUUCCCUGUAUAUUAACUGUUGUCCUAUCCUGGGUAUCAUUUUGGAUUAAAAAAGAUGCCACACCAGCAAGAACAGCCCUAGGUAUCACCACAGUAUUAACCAUGACAACUCUGAGCACCAUUGCAAGAAAUUCCUUGCCACGUGUUUCCUAUGUCACUGCAAUGGACCUUUUUGUGACCGUAUGCUUCUUAUUUGUCUUUGCUGCUUUGAUGGAGUAUGCAACCCUGAACUACUACUCAAGUUGCAGGAAGCCACACUGUACAAAAAAGAAAAAGUCGCUGCCUGAUGUCAGCUUUGGUCACAUGAUGAAUUACUCUGUGUUAGAGAUGAGACCUCCCCCUACAGUCAUUGCACUGAACAAUGCCAUGUACUGGCAAGAAUUUGAAGACAAUUGUAUCUACGAGUGUCUGGAUGGGAAAGACUGUCAGAGUUUUUUCUGCUGUUAUGAAGAAUGCAAAGCGGGCUCCUGGAGGAAAGGGCGGAUACACAUAGACAUCUUAGAACUAGACUCUUAUUCCAGAGUCUUUUUCCCCACAUCGUUCCUGCUUUUUAACCUGGUCUACUGGGUUGGAUACCUCUAUCUCUAG
Protobothrops mucrosquamatus (brown spotted pit viper) is the source of this 1356-nucleotide messenger RNA. Its product is annotated as gamma-aminobutyric acid receptor subunit gamma-3. Gene Ontology annotation, cellular component: postsynapse; GABA-A receptor complex; dendrite membrane. The transcript is spliced from 10 exons. Bases 1 to 1356 code for a protein of 451 amino acids. The record is from RefSeq and is a predicted model, not a curated record. Lineage: Eukaryota; Metazoa; Chordata; Lepidosauria; Squamata; Viperidae. Gene Ontology annotation, biological process: nervous system process; synaptic transmission, GABAergic; chloride transport. Gene Ontology annotation, molecular function: benzodiazepine receptor activity; GABA-A receptor activity; inhibitory extracellular ligand-gated monoatomic ion channel activity.